GCUCUAUUUUGGAUUUCAUGUUUGUCAAAAUCACAGAAUACUUUUUGUAGAUGGGCAAAAUGUUAAAUGUCAAAUUGUGAAACGGAAAAGCGAAACGAAACUAAAUACAAAACAUACUAUUUCAGGACGAUAAAUAAUAAAUUAUUAGAACGUUUGCGUUGAAUAAAAAAAGCUAUAAUGGAAAAAAUUCCAGACCAGCUUGGGUAUCUCAUACUAACUGAGGACGGAGCAGUCCUGGAGUCUGGCGGUGACCUCGAGAACGACGAACGUGUUGCCACCAUCAUUACGGAUUUAAUCAGUUUAUCCAAUAGCAUCGAUCCUGUGGCUUAUGAUCCUGACGAAAAAUUCAAGAAAAUAACUAUAACAUAUGAUGACCACUGGUUUAUAAUAUGCAUAUCCAAUAAGAAGAUUUAUGUUGUGAAAAGGAAUAUACCCACAUCUUCAAUAGACAACGUUGCUGUCAACGUGUGAGCACAUAAUUUCAAUCAAAAUGGGCAGAAAUUUGCUAAUGAGCAGCCUCGAAAAUGCCUCAUUCAACAUAUUACUACAAAUUUUAUUUAGAUGUAUAACCUUUAUUAUAAAUGCCUGGGUGAUUAGAAACGUGGGUUAUGAAGUUAUUGGCAUAAUGAAUGUUAGAUUGCUACUACUUGAAAGCACAAUACUGUUUCUGAGUAGAGAGCCAUUUCAUCGUGCUUGUAUUGGCCAGAGGGAUGAGCCGAGUUGGAAACAAAUUAUUAAUCAAAUCUGGCUGUCAGUUCCUUUAAGCUGUGUCUUAUCAUUGGUCUUUGUUUAUAUUUGGCUGUAUAUGUUACCCUUGGGACAUCCCGAACAUGCUAUUCAAUAUGAGUUUGGGUGUUGGAGUGUAGCAUUGUCUUGCAUUUUAGAGCUUUGUUCAGCUAACAUGGCCCUUGUUGCACAAUUAUUCUGUUUUGUUAAACUAAAGGUUA
Messenger RNA from Bicyclus anynana (squinting bush brown), 947 nucleotides. RefSeq names its product ragulator complex protein LAMTOR4 homolog (gene Lamtor4). Gene Ontology annotation, cellular component: Ragulator complex; lysosome. The record is from RefSeq and is a predicted model, not a curated record. The transcript is spliced from 3 exons. Gene Ontology annotation, molecular function: guanyl-nucleotide exchange factor activity. Gene Ontology annotation, biological process: positive regulation of TOR signaling; cellular response to amino acid stimulus. Lineage: Eukaryota; Metazoa; Arthropoda; Insecta; Lepidoptera; Nymphalidae. Bases 178 to 471 code for a protein of 97 amino acids.